Cantharellus anzutake is the source of this 1713-nucleotide messenger RNA. Its product is annotated as AMP binding protein. Gene Ontology annotation, biological process: secondary metabolic process. The transcript is spliced from 9 exons. NCBI's taxonomy places the organism in Eukaryota, Fungi, Basidiomycota, Agaricomycetes, Cantharellales, Hydnaceae. The coding region runs from base 1 to 1713 and encodes 570 amino acids. Gene Ontology annotation, molecular function: CoA-ligase activity. The record is from RefSeq and is a predicted model, not a curated record.
AUGACUGUCUACUCAUCGCCUUACCCAUCCGUCGCAGUCCCCCGCACCUCCAUCUUCAAUUUCGUGUUUCCCAAAGAUGAUCAUCAUCUGGAGGACAUUGCUUUUGUCGAUGCCAUCUCGGGGAAAUCAUAUACUCGCGCCCAAACUCAGGCGCGUGCUCGCAUGGUCGCCUUUGGACUGCGUAAUGGCAUGGAACGCAAGGGACUCAUGAAUGUUUCUCGACGCAGAACAGCCCUAGUCUUCAGUCCUAAUUGCUUAGAACUUCCGCUGAUCAUCCUAGGGGCGCUUGCCGGCGGUAUCGUAGUAUCCAUGGCAAGUAGCAAUAAUACUGCCGGGGAACUUGCCUAUCAAAUUGGGGACUGCAGUCCAACCCACAUUCUUGUACACCCCACGUUACUGUCCACUACCCUCUCUGCCUUCGAAAUUUUAAAAGUUCCGAAGGAGAACGUUGCGCGUCGGGUGCUGCUGAUUGCCUCCGCAGAUGAAAUGACGCCCGAAAUCCGAUCCAAGGGAUUCCUAUGUAUCGACGAUGUCAUAUGGGACAAGAAACAAUUGUGGCCAGAAGGCUUUGAAGGAGAGAUGGCGGAUAUGACGGCUAUGAUAUUCUACUCGUCUGGGACAACUGGCCUGCCGAAGGGGACAGAGUUGUCACACUACAACAUCGUUUCUGCCAUAUAUUCCCUCCAGGUCCCAGAUCGAUACACCGGGGUUCCUGGAAAAGAUGCGGUCGCUGGCGUCCUGCCGUUCUAUCACAUCUACGGAUGUGUCAUGCUGGUAUUCGACCCAUUAACGUACAAAAUCCCGUCUAUCGUUAUCCCCAGGUUCAUUCCCGAAGUCUUCCUCUCUACCAUCCAAAAGUACCGUCCUUCAUUGGUCUUUAUUGCACCGCCUGUAGCAGUGUUCCUUGCGAACUCGCCAUUGGUGGAAAAGUAUGAUCUUUCAAGUGUCCAAAAAAUAACAUCGGCCGCUGCUCCGUUACCAGUAUCCGUGAACAAGCUCGCCGCCGAGCGACUGAAAAGAGCUGGCGUCAGCAACCCAAGGUUACUACAGGGGUACGGCAUGACUGAACUCAGUCCGGCCGUUACUGACACGCCACAUAACCGAACGGACAAGCCGUCAUCUGUUGGGAAGCUGUUGAGGAAUUUGGAGGCACGCUUGGUAGAUGAUGAAGGCAGGGAUGUUGCUCCGGGGCAGCUGGGCGAAUUGUGGGUUCGUGGACCGAACGUGAUGAGGGGGUACUUGAACAAGCCGCAUGCGACUCGUUCCGCUAUAACACCUGAUCGCUGGUAUAAAUCCGGUGAUAUCGCUAGGCGUGACGAGGAAGGCUUCUUCUACAUAUUGGAUCGGAAGAAGGAACUCAUCAAAUACAAGGGUUAUGCUGUGGCUCCUGCCGAGAUUGAGGACGUCAUUUGUGCGCAUCCCAGCAUCCGGGAUUGUGCCGUAGUUGGUCUUCCGGUCCCGGGAUCUGGAGAGGAGCUUCCGAGAGCGUAUGUUGUCCCUCGGGACGGCUCGGUGGUGGAUUUACCCGGUGCACCAUUGUCGACGGAGCUGAAUCAAUGGGUGAAGGAGCGGUUGGCUCCGUACAAGCAGCUCCGUGGUGGUACGGAUUGUCUUCAUACAGGAAAUCCCAAAUCUCCUGCUGGGAAAGUUCUUCGAAGAGUUCUGAAAGAGAGAGCCAUCAAAGAAACGGAACAGCCCGGCGCAAGACUUUGA